AUGCAAAAAGCCGUCGAUAGUAAUCGUGGUAGUAAUGCUGGAUUAUCAAUGGAUAAUCAAGAAAAAUUACUUGCUGAUGCUUUACAAAAUGUUCGACAACAUGCAUUUGCAAUGAAACGUGUACUUGAUCAACAAUCAGUUAUGGAAGGACUUAAGCAUGCUGCUAAUAUGCUUGGUGAACUACGUACAUCACUUUUAUCACCAAAAAAUUAUUAUGAAUUACAUGUUGUCGUUGUUGAAGAACUUCAUCAUCUUGAACUUUAUCUUGCUGAUGAAUUUGAACAUGGUCGUGGUAGUCAUGAUCUUUAUGAAGUUGUUCAAUAUGCUGGAAAUAUUGUUCCAAGAUUGUAUUUAUUAAUUACAAUAGGUCAUGUUUAUAUUCGAGCAAAUGAAUUACCACGACGUGAAGUUCUUCGUGAUUUAGUUGAAAUGUGUCGAGGUGUUCAACAUCCAUUACGUGGUUUAUUUUUACGAAAUUAUUUAUUACAAUGUGUUAAAAGUUUAUUACCAGAUAAUGAAGAAGAAAAUCAAGAAGAUAGUAAAACAGGAACAAUACUUGAUUCACUUGAUUUUAUUUUAUUAAAUUUUUCUGAAAUGAAUAAACUUUGGGUACGAAUGCAAUAUCAAGGACAUACACGAGAUUUACAACGACGUGAACAAGAACGUCGAGAAUUACGAAUUUUAGUUGGAACGAAUUUAGUACGUUUAAGUGAACUUGAAUGUGUUAAUGUCGAACGAUAUAAAACUAUUGUUCUUCCAAAAAUUAUGGAACAAGUCGUUAGCUGUCGAGAUCCAAUUGCACAAGAAUAUCUAAUGGAAUGUAUUAUUCAAGUUUUCCCAGAUGAAUAUCAUUUAAAUACACUCAAUGAAUUUCUUAAAGCUUGUCGCGAAUUAAGUGCUACUGUUAACAUUCGUAAUAUUCUUAUAUCACUUAUUGAUCGUUUAACAGCAUAUUCAACACGUGAUGGUAGCCAACAAAAUAUUCCUGAAAACAUACAAUUAUUUGAUAUAUUUUCUGAACAAAUAGCUGAAGUUGUUAAAAGUCGUGUAAAUAUGCCACCAGAAGAUAUUGUUGCUUUACAAAGUGCUUUACUUAAUUUAUCAUUAAAAUGUUACCGUGAUCAAUUUGAAUAUGGAAAUAAAGUACUUGAAAAUACAAGAAAAAUAUUUGAUAAUAUUGCUUCAGACACACAAGUUCAAACAGGUACACAAGCAGCAAAAGAAUUAGUUAAAAUGCUUAAAAUUCCAAUUGAUUGUUAUGAUAUAAUUGAUGUACUUAAAUUAAAUCAUUAUAAACUUGUUUUACAAUUACUUAGUUAUCGUGAACGACAUACUGUUUGUAUGUAUAUUAUAAAUAGUAUACUUGAUAAAGAAACAGUUAUUCCAACAGCUGAACAAGUUACACAAUUAUUUGAAUUAAUAUUAACAUUAAUUAUUGAUCAAAAUGAUAGUCCAUUAGAAACAUCUCGACAAACAAUAACAAAUGAAGAUUUUGUUGAAGAACAAAAUCUUGUUGCACGUUUAUGUAAUAAUUUUAAAGCACCGAAUGAUCCUGAUCAACAAUAUCAUAUUAUUAAAAUUUGUCAAGAUACAUUUAAAAAUGGUGGUUUAGAACGUAUGCGUUUUACAUAUCCAUCAAUUAUAAUGCAAGCAUAUGCAUUAACUUUUCGAUAUAAAAAUAUACGCGAACAGGAUGAAAAAUGGGAAAAAAAAUGUCAAAAACUAUUUCAAUUAUGCAAUCAAUUAAUAAAUACAUUAACAAAAUUAGAAACAAAUGAUCUUCCAUUACGUUUAUAUUUACAAGGUGCAUUAGCAGCUAGUGAAAUUGGUUCAGAAAAUGCUGAAACAAUUGCUUAUGAAUUUUUUUCACAAGCUUAUACAUUAUAUGAAGAACAAGCAGGUGAUACACGAGCACAAUGUGCUUCAUUAACACUUUUAAUAGGUACACUAGAAAAAGUAGCAUGUUUUGGUGAAGAAAAUCAUUCAACAUUACGACAAUCAUUAACACAAGCAGCAACACGUUUAGUUAAACGACCAGAUCAAGUUCGUACAUUACUUUUAUGUACACAUCUAUUUUGGAGUGCAAAACGUUUUAAUGAAUCAACACAAAAAUCAGAAGAGGUAACAAAAAAAACAAAGAAUCUUUUAAGUUAA
Rotaria sp. Silwood2 is the source of this 2154-nucleotide messenger RNA. Lineage: Eukaryota; Metazoa; Rotifera; Eurotatoria; Philodinida; Philodinidae. The record is from the annotation of a GenBank genome assembly.